Messenger RNA from Cherax quadricarinatus, 1322 nucleotides. The record is from RefSeq and is a predicted model, not a curated record. NCBI's taxonomy places the organism in Eukaryota, Metazoa, Arthropoda, Malacostraca, Decapoda, Parastacidae.
UGUUAUUUUGUCCAGGUUUAUAUGUGAUAAUUUUUCGGCAAAACCUGAAAAGAUCUGAAAAAUAACUGACAAACUCCAACCAAAAUUUUAAUAAAUGACUUGAAACAAUAAGUAAACGAAAACCAGGAAAUACUAGCGGUGGUGACAAGGUAUAUCGAGAAUUACUUUAGUUAUCGAGAAACCAAAACAGGUGCUCCUUUUAUUUCCUGUUACAGAAAACGGUUUCUGAAUGAACAUCGCCUACCAAUUUUAUUACACAGCUAAGGAAGAUUUACAGUGCAACAGACUUUGAAAACUGUUUUAAAAGGCAUUUCACAAGUCUUCAGCUGUUAAGGAAAGUCCUUUAAAUUACCAGGAUGCUGUAGUUACCCCAACUCCUCAACGACAGAAAACAGGUCUUAAGUGACAGUUUUCUCUGACCAAAAUCGACGGAGAUCUGAGAACUUCUUGUGCAUUAAGAAGUUUAGUGUCGAAAUCUCCGAAUAAAAAAAGGACUUUCUGAACGACGCCCACUCAAGGCUUGCCCGUAAGGCGUCACAUGGUAAGUGGGCGAGCUGUGAGGACGCCUGUUAGACGAGACAGAGCAGAGUGGGCGGGCGAUGCUUCUAAUCCAAGUACCAAUGGGCGGUAGGGGACGCCGUGUGGCCUUCCAUAACCCACAGGGCGGUGAGGCGAGGGGCCAGCAGGACCAAGCGGCGACGACGAAGAAGGAGAGGAGCUUCGUCAGGCACUCACACCACCAGCAACAGCAGCAGCAGCAGUACCACCACAAGAACAACAAUAACAACAGCACCAACAGCAACAAUAACAAUUAUGCUGAACAUCGCUUUGUGCAGCGGGAAAGAAGCUUCGUUCGACCGCAGUCAACCUUCGCUCAGAUCCAGGUGAACAAAGGCAGCAGGUGUAAAGAAACAUGCCCAACGUUUCCACUCGUGCCGGGGAUUGAACCACAGACACUCAGUAUGUGAGCUGAGUGCGUUACAAACCGAAUCAAUGCAGCUUUUGGUUAUCUGACACAGGCCUUCCACUGGCUUAACCCUCUAACUAAAGAUAACUGUCGUAUGAUUGGUUAUGUUAGAUAAGUUUGUCAGGAAACAGGACAAGUGUUUCCUGACGUGGGUCAUAGUCAUAUGAUGACCCGCAGCUGAAACUUUUGGUCAUGUGACCGAGGCCUUCCGCUGGCUUACCGGUCCACCCCUAUAAUUAUAAAUAUGGUUCUGAUUAUAACUUAUUAGUUUUUUUUUUACCCUGUCGUAUGAUUCAGUUAUCUCAACUAUAAUUCCUGUUACUGCACACACAUACACAGCAUGAAUAAAAACGGG